Messenger RNA from Sinocyclocheilus grahami, 593 nucleotides. Its product is annotated as cytochrome c oxidase subunit 6B1-like. Lineage: Eukaryota; Metazoa; Chordata; Actinopteri; Cypriniformes; Cyprinidae. Gene Ontology annotation, cellular component: mitochondrion; respiratory chain complex IV. The transcript has 4 exons. Bases 99 to 359 code for a protein of 86 amino acids. The record is from RefSeq and is a predicted model, not a curated record.
ACACACUUUGACUUCCCAUAAUUCAGUGCGCUCAUAAAGUCUUUCGAGAGGACGUUACGAUAAGGGCACAGCAAAAGACCCAUUAUCUUUGACUGAAGAUGGCUGAUGUUAUUGACGACAAGAUCAAGAACUACAGAACGGCUCCAUUCGAUUCCCGUUUUCCAAACACUAACCAGACAAGAAACUGUUUCCAGAAUUACCUUGACUUCCACAGGUGUAAUAAGGCUUUGUCAAGCAAAGGGCAGGACACUUCUCCCUGCGAAUGGUAUCAGAGAGUCUACAAGAGCCUGUGUCCAAUGAGCUGGGUGGAGAAAUGGAAUGGGCAGUUUGAGGAUGGAAGCUUCCCCGGAAAGAUCUAAAUGGUUGCUGUUAAUUUCAAUUCAAGAGCUCCCAACCUUUUGUAGAGUACCUCAUAAUGUUAUCCCAAUAUGAUGUUGUCUUAGUUAUUGGUUUGCCUGCUGGAGGAUGAAGGGUCAUUCAGAGUGGGCUUUGGAAACCUUCAGUAUUUUGAAGUCCUACAUUAGCAUUUAUCUUUGUCACUCUACAUCCUACUGUUGCAAUUUACAAAAUAAAAAUGCACAAUUUCAUCUAAA